Messenger RNA from Notothenia coriiceps (black rockcod), 1047 nucleotides. It is a transcript of the gene june, whose product is annotated as JunE proto-oncogene, AP-1 transcription factor subunit. The coding region runs from base 1 to 1047 and encodes 348 amino acids. Gene Ontology annotation, biological process: regulation of cell cycle; regulation of cell population proliferation; regulation of transcription by RNA polymerase II. Lineage: Eukaryota; Metazoa; Chordata; Actinopteri; Perciformes; Nototheniidae. The transcript has a single exon. The record is from RefSeq and is a predicted model, not a curated record. Gene Ontology annotation, molecular function: RNA polymerase II cis-regulatory region sequence-specific DNA binding; transcription factor binding; DNA-binding transcription factor activity, RNA polymerase II-specific. Gene Ontology annotation, cellular component: transcription regulator complex.
AUGGAGGCUCCUUUUUACCACGACGACUCCCCUAUUGUCCCUCUAUUUAGCCACAUUGCAGAACACAAGCGUUACUCUGGAAACAAGAUACUGAUCAGUAAGAAGGCCACAUCAAUGAUGGGCAGUCAUCACUUUCCCAGCAGUGAAGUAACAGGGGGUGGAAACCAACAUAACCUGGGACUUGCCGGCAACAGCUCCCUGAUGACAGCAGGGACGCCCUUGGUGGAAAUCAACCUGCUGAAGAUGGCGUCCUCUGACCUGGAGAAUCUGAUCAUACAUUCCAACCAGGCACUGGUCACUACCAGCCCAGUUUCGAACUCUACCAAUCCCUUCAUCUACCGUAACCAGGCCACCAACGAGCAAGAAGGAUUUGCCGAUGGCUUUGUCAAAGCGCUCGCUGACCUUCACAAGCAGAACCAGUUGGUGGGAUGCGGCCCCAUGUCCCCGUCCUCAUUUUCCACUGUCUCCCUACAGGCGUCCUACCAGAGGAACCUGAUGUCUGGCAGAGACCUCCCCGUCUACACCAACCUCAGCAGCUACAACCUGGGCCAGAUGACAUACCCUGGCGGACAGAGGGCGUACAGCAGCUCAGGCCACAGUGGCAAUGAAGUCCCUCAACUUCACGCCCAAGGCCUUGACGCACCUCAGAUCGUGCCUGAGGUUUCUCAUCCACCUGCCGACCCUGCUUCCUCACCCUCCCUCCCCCCAAUCAACCUGGAGACAGAAGAGUGCAUCAAAGCAGAACGCAAGAAGCUCUGCAAUCGUAUUGCCGCGUCAAAAUGCCGCAAGCAGAAGCUGGAGUGGAUAACGCGGCUUGAAGAAAAAGUGCGUGUUCUGAAAAAACAGAACUCGAACCUGGCCUCAACCGCUGCCAUGCUGCGGGAGCAGGUUGCACAGCUUAAACAGAAAGUUAUGAGUCAUGUCACUAAUGGCUACAAGAUCGCUGUUGGCUCGACCCCCAGCAAGUCUGGAGUAUGUGGGGGAGACCUUGGCAUAAGGACUCCAGCUGCUAAGCAGAUGGGAAACCAGGAGAAGGUGUCAAAAUAA